GACGCGAAUGUGAGGUGGGCCUUGGCCUCCGCCCGGGCUUGGAGGGUGUGGUCGCCGCUGUCUACGGCGUGAGCGCCGCGCGGCUGCAGCAUGCCUCACAGGAAGAAAAAGCCCUUUAUAGAGAAGAAGAAAGCCGUGUCUUUUCAUUUGGUCCACCGGAGCCAGCGAGAUCCUUUAGCAGCAGAUGAGACUGCACCCCAGAGGGUUCUGUUGCCCACACAGAAAAUAAAUGAUGAAGAAAGGCGAGCAGAACAGAGGAAGUAUGGAGUGUUUUUUGAUGAUGACUAUGACUAUCUGCAGCACCUGAAGGAGCCAUCUGGGCCCUCAGAGCUUAUUCCUUCAAGUACCUUCAGUGCACCCAACAGGAGAGAUGAGAAAGAAGAAACUUCAGUAAUUCCAAGCACUGGAAUUAAGUUGCCUUCAUCAGUGUUUGCAUCAGAGUUUGAGGAAGAUGUUGGAUUGUUAAAUAAAGCCGCUCCUGUUUCAGGACCUCGACUGGAUUUUGAUCCUGACAUUGUUGCAGCUCUUGAUGAUGAUUUUGACUUUGAUAAUCCAGAUAAUCUGCUUGAAGAUGACUUUAUUUUUCAGGCCAAUAUGCCAACAGGAGAGGAAGAGGGAAUGGAUAUACAGAAAUCUGACAGUGAAGAUGGCAGUGAGUGGGAAGAUAUGGAUGGUAAGAAGGCAGGAGGUAGUGGUGAUGAGGAGUAUGACUCUGCAGGCCCAUUGUCGGAUGAAGAUGAUUUGUCUGCCCCUGGAAAAUCUCUUGGAGCUGUAGAAAAUCACUUGUUCUGGGACGAGGAAACAAAAAGCCGCUUCACAGAGUACUCUAUGACUUCCUCAGUCAUGAGGAGAAAUGAGCAGCUGACCCUCCAUGAUGAGAGAUUUGAGAAGUUUUAUGAGCAAUAUGAUGAUGAUGAAAUUGGAGCUCUGGAUAAUGCUGAAUUGGAAGGUUCUAUCCAAGUAGACAGCAGUCGCUUACAGGAAGUUUUGAAUGACUACUAUAAAGAGAAGACAGAGAAUUGUGUAAAAUUGAAUACUCUUGAACCCUUUGAGGAUCAAGACCUGCCAGUGAAUGAGCUCGAUGAGUCUGAGGAGGAAGAGAUUAUUACUGUAGUUCUCGAAGAAGCCAAAGAGAAGUGGGACUGUGAAUCCAUUUGUAGUACGUAUUCUAAUUUAUACAACCAUCCGCAACUUAUCAAGUGUCAACCAAAGCCCAAACAAAUUCGAAUAUCUUCUAAAACAGGAAUACCUCUCAAUGUCUUACCUAAGAAAGGACUCACAGCAAAGCAAGUUGAACGAAUGCAGAUGAUUAAUGGCAGUGAUCUGCCUAAGGUAUCAACCCAACCACGUACUAAAAAUGAAAGCAAAGAGGAUAAAAGAGCAAGAAAGCAAGCUAUAAAAGAAGAGCGCAAGGAACGGAGAGUGGAGAAGAAAGCUAACAAAUUAGCAUUCAAACUGGAGAAAAGAAGGCAGGAAAAGGAGCUGCUGAACUUAAAGAAGAAUGUUGAGGGUCUAAAGCUAUAGACAAUGGAACAUUUAAGACUAGGUACAUUCCCUCUUAUGGGCUCCUCAUUAUGUUCAGUAAUGAACUGGGAUCUUCAGAGAAACAAACUGUUUGCCAUUUUUACUGGCAGAUACAAGUAUUGAAGAGAAAAAUACAAUAUUUGUAUUAUUUUUAUACCAGCAAGUUUCUCCUGCCAGCUGUCUUGUAAAUAUUGUAAAACUUUUAAAUUUAGCAUAAUAAACUUAGAUUUGCUCUGAAAUAAAUGACUUCAUGAAUGUGAAAUGUUUGGAUAAAUUAAAGGAAAAUAUCUUCAUGACUUGAA
Messenger RNA from Galeopterus variegatus (Sunda flying lemur), 1826 nucleotides. RefSeq names its product LTV1 ribosome biogenesis factor (gene LTV1). The transcript is spliced from 11 exons. Gene Ontology annotation, cellular component: nucleus; cytosol; preribosome, small subunit precursor. NCBI's taxonomy places the organism in Eukaryota, Metazoa, Chordata, Mammalia, Dermoptera, Cynocephalidae. Gene Ontology annotation, biological process: ribosomal small subunit biogenesis; ribosomal small subunit export from nucleus. The coding region runs from base 91 to 1524 and encodes 477 amino acids. The record is from RefSeq and is a predicted model, not a curated record.